Nerophis lumbriciformis (worm pipefish) is the source of this 1538-nucleotide messenger RNA. RefSeq names its product ISL LIM homeobox 1a (gene isl1a). Gene Ontology annotation, cellular component: nucleus. NCBI's taxonomy places the organism in Eukaryota, Metazoa, Chordata, Actinopteri, Syngnathiformes, Syngnathidae. Gene Ontology annotation, biological process: axonogenesis; neuron fate specification; positive regulation of transcription by RNA polymerase II. The record is from RefSeq and is a predicted model, not a curated record. Gene Ontology annotation, molecular function: DNA-binding transcription factor activity, RNA polymerase II-specific; cis-regulatory region sequence-specific DNA binding.
CCAGAAGGCACUUUGAGCUGCAAGGCUGAAACCUGCUGGGACGCCAAGUCUUCUUCCCGCGGAACAUGGGCGACAUGGGAGACCCUCCUAAAAAGAAGCGCCUGGUGUCCCUGUGCGUGGGCUGCGGCAACCAGAUCCACGACCAGUACAUCCUGAGGGUCUCUCCGGACCUGGAGUGGCACGCGGCCUGCCUGAAGUGCGCCGAGUGCAGCCAGUACCUGGACGAGUCGUGCACCUGCUUCGUCAGGGACGGCAAGACCUACUGCAAGCGGGACUACGUCCGGUUGUACGGCAUCAAGUGCGCCAAGUGCAACAUCGGCUUCAGCAAGAACGACUUCGUGAUGCGGGCCCGCGCCAAGGUUUACCACAUCGAGUGUUUCCGCUGCGUGGCGUGCAGCCGCCAGCUCAUCCCGGGGGACGAGUUCGCUCUGCGGGAGGACGGACUCUUCUGCCGGGCGGACCACGACGUGGUGGAGCGGGCCACGCUGGGCCACGGAGACCCGCUCAGUCCGCUGCACCCCGCCAGACCUCUGCAGAUGGCCGAGCCGCUGAGCGGCCGGCAGUCCGCCCUGCGGCCGCACAUCCACAAGCAGCCGGAGAAGACCACGCGUGUGCGGACCGUGCUGAACGAGAAGCAGCUGCACACGCUGCGCACGUGCUACAACGCCAACCCGCGGCCCGACGCGCUGAUGAAGGAGCAGCUGGUGGAGAUGACGGGACUCAGUCCGCGCGUCAUCAGGGUCUGGUUCCAGAACAAAAGGUGCAAAGACAAGAAGAGGAGCAUACUCAUGAAGCAACUGCAGCAGCAGCAGCCCAACGACAAGACGAACAUCCAAGGUCUGACGGGAACGCCGAUGGUGGCGGCGAGUCCCGAGCGCCACGACGGCCUGCAGGUGAACCCGGUAGAGGUCCAGAGCUACCAGCCGCCAUGGAAAGUUCUCAGCGACUUUGCUUUGCAGAGCGACAUCGAUCAGCCGCCCUUUCAACAGCUGGUGACAUUUUCGGAGGGCGGGCCGGGUUCCAACUCGACGGGCAGCGAGGUGGCGUCCAUGUCGUCCCAGCUGCCCGACACGCCCAACAGUAUGGCGUCCAGCCCCGUGGAGGCCUGAGCGGGCGGCCGCUGCCUUGCUGGAGGGCGGCGGCGUCGCCGUGAAGACAAUCAUGGAUUUGUACCGACCAGCCCAGACUUUGGACGCUGGGCUUUCUUUGCCAAAACGGACGGGGGGGAAAAAAGAGAACGUGGGCCGGAGCUUUUCUUCUGGUGACUCCAUCAAGCAUUUGCAACGAUGAUACCUCUCUGGUGGCGCUCCGAGGGACCGCUCCCGUGAGUGGUCUUGGAUUAUUCAGUAGACUUAGGGACCGUCCACAAAGUCACGUGUCUUCUUCUCAUGACAACUUGAAGACUUCACCUUCUUUGAAAAAAGACAAAAACAAGACUAUCACUGUGACUUUUAUUUAUCUAUUUAUUUCUAAUUUAUUUCCUCCAUAUUUAUUGAUCAGAAGGCGGAGGAUGGGAGAGAGAGAGAGAGAGAGAGAGA